AUGACCUCUUUCACUUGUUCUGCCUCCGAUCUCCAUGCACUCCUUGGCAGCGGUGCAAAUUCCACAGCCGCUGCCGACUACAUUUGCAACGGCUUCAACGCUGUUGCAAACAAAUUCAUUGACACAACCUAUGCCGUUGACAACACUUACCUUCUUUUCUCCGCUUACCUUGUUUUCGCAAUGCAACUCGGUUUUGCAAUGCUUUGCGCCGGUUCCGUUCGUGCCAAAAACACCAUGAACAUUAUGUUAACAAACGUCCUUGAUGCCGCAACCGGCGGCAUAUUUUUUUAUAUUUUCGGGUUUGCUUUCGCUUUCGGCACACCUUCCAAUGGUUUCAUUGGAAAACAUUUUUUCGGUCUUAGUGAUUUUCCUUCUCAGUCCUUUGAUUACGGAUAUUUUCUGUAUCAAUGGGCAUUCGCAAUCGCUGCAGCAGGAAUCACGAGCGGAUCAAUUGCGGAACGAACACAGUUCGUUUCGUAUUUGAUCUACUCGUCGUUUUUAACCGGUUUUGUUUAUCCAAUUGUUGCUCAUUGGUUUUGGUCUGCUGAUGGUUGGGCCAGUCCUGCUAGAUCAGAGAAUCUUUUGUUUGGUUCCGGCGUUAUCGAUUUCGCUGGUUGUGGUGUUGUUCAUUUGGUUGGUGCUGUUGCUGGUUUUUGGGGUGCUUUUAUUGAAGGACCAAGAAUUGGUAGAUUUGACCAUGCAGGUAAACCAGUUUCUUUGAGAGGACAUAGUGGUACUUUAGUUGUUAUGGGAACAUUUUUACUUUGGUUCGGUUGGUACGGUUUUAACCCCGGUUCUUUUAUCAACAUUUUGAAAACUUAUGGUGAAAGUGGUAAUAACUACGGUCAAUGGAGUGCAAUAGGAAGGACCGCCGUGACAACUACAUUAGCAGGUUGCACGGCCGCCCUCACAACAUUGUUUGGUAAACGCAUGCAAACCGGUCAUUGGAAUGUGACCGAUGUUUGUAACGGUUUACUAGGCGGUUUUGCUGCUAUAACCGCAGGGUGUUCUGUUGUGGAUCCGUGGGCCGCAAUUAUUUGCGGAUUUAUCGCUGCUUGGGUUUUAAUUGGAUGCAACAUGUUAGCUGAGAAAUUUCACUAUGAUGAUCCUCUUGAAGCUGCACAACUUCAUGGUGGUUGUGGAACUUGGGGGAUAAUUUUCACUGCCUUGUUUGCCAAGAAACAAUAUGUGAAUGAAGUUUAUGGUGGUGCCCUUAAUAGGCCUUAUGGUUUGUUUUUGGGAGGUGGUGGAAAAUUAUUGGCUGCACAUUUGGUUCAAAUUGUGGCUAUUGUUGCUUGGGUUAGUGUUACUAUGGGAACAAUGUUUUUUGUUCUUCAUAAGUUGAAUUUGCUUAGGAUUUCUGCUGAGGAAGAAAUGGCUGGUUUGGAUUUAACUAGUCAUGGUGGAAUGGCUUAUGAGUAUCAUGAUGAGGUUGGAGAACAUUCCAAGAAACGUGCAAUUGAAGUAUGA
Molecule: messenger RNA, 1470 nt
Organism: Trifolium pratense (red clover)
Lineage: Eukaryota; Viridiplantae; Streptophyta; Magnoliopsida; Fabales; Fabaceae
Product: ammonium transporter 1 member 4-like
Exons: 1
Coding region: 1-1470 (489 amino acids)
Biological process (GO): ammonium homeostasis; ammonium transmembrane transport
Cellular component (GO): membrane
Molecular function (GO): ammonium channel activity
Source: RefSeq, a predicted model, not a curated record